Molecule: messenger RNA, 2293 nt
Organism: Penaeus chinensis
Lineage: Eukaryota; Metazoa; Arthropoda; Malacostraca; Decapoda; Penaeidae
Product: serine proteinase stubble-like
Exons: 10
Coding region: 171-1862 (563 amino acids)
Biological process (GO): proteolysis
Molecular function (GO): serine-type endopeptidase activity
Source: RefSeq, a predicted model, not a curated record
UCGGAGGUUGCGAAGGGGUGAGACGUGUGUUUUUUUUUCCGCCGCGAUUCGGAACUGCUUUCGGGUCCAAGCGAGAUGAGAUAAGACAGGCGGUCUAGAAUUCCCCUUUGCCCGCGCGACAACCUUGGCCUUGGCAGGGUUAUCCAGACGGGAAUAGACGCUUCAUCAGAAUGCAGCUGCCGUUCCUCCUGUGCUGCACCCUGGCGACCGCCACCGCAACCAUUGUACUUACGCGCGCUGUGGUUCCAGACCGUGUGAUCCGCCUCCGGAACCUAAACUGCGCGUCUGACCUCGGCGAGACGGGUGUGUGCAUGUUCGCGUGGCAUUGCAGCACCUCUGGCGGCACCCACCUGGCGACGUGCAUGGACGGAUUUUUCUUUGGGUCCUGCUGUCGUCUGCCGGCCGAAAACGCGACAGAGGAACCUGGCGGCAAAAAUAAAACACAGCUGAGCGUGGCCUCCGACCCGCCCGGGAUCCCCGAUGCUGCGUCGACGACUCCAACGACUCCUCACCCUAAGGUCAAACCACCGCUGAAAGGGUCGUCUUCUACGUCACCUGCGCUACACGACCUCCAAGGUUCUUCUGCGACGCCACUCCCGACCCAAGAGUCUUUGGCAACGGCCCUAUGGAUCCAAGAGUUCACAACGACCAACCUGAUUCAGGAAGUUUCACCCACGACCCUGCCGACAACCCUCACGAUCCAGGAUUCCAUCACGACGACCUCCCCAACUGAGCUUCCGGCAAAUGACUGGUUUUAUGAGGCGUCUACCGGCCCGCCCAGUGACGAGACUUCUGUCGACCAGGAAACCACGGACGAAAAUGUUAUGAACGAGUCUCAGCCGGAGGCGCUGGACAAUCUUCAUCAGCAGCCUACAGAAGGGUCUCAGCCAGAAACCACAGAAAAGGGUCAGCAGGAGACCACAGACAAGACUAAUCCAGAAACCACAACCAACAGUCAGCAAGGGACACCAGGAGAGAUCGAAAAAGAAGUCACAGGCGAAACUCAGCAAGAUACCACAGAUGAUAUCCUACAGGAAGCCGCAGAGAUGGCCGAACAGGAGCUCUUAAAAAAUAUCAGCAACGCGCAUCACGAAGACGUGUGUGGCAGGCCCCUCUACCGCACUGCAAGGGUCGUCGGGGGAAAUCGGGCCUCCUUUGGCGAAUGGCCUUGGCAGGCAUCUAUCAGAGUGUGGCGCGCAAGCACGAACAUGCACGUGUGCGGCGGCGCACUGUUGACCAGCCAGUGGGUCGUCACAGCGGCGCAUUGUACCAACAAGCGGAGGGCCAACCAGGUGACUGUGGUUCUGGGCGAGCACGACUUCGAGACUCUCCAUGAACCUUACGACCUCAUCAACAGCAGGGUCGAGGCGGUCAUCCAACAUCCGUUCUUUAACUCUUUGAAUUACGAGUAUGAUAUUGCAUUGCUCAGGCUUCGUGAUCCAGUAGCGUUCCAGCCGAAUAUACUGCCCGUGUGUCUACCCAAGGAGGAUGACGACCUUGCGGGAGAAACGGGCGUGGCCACAGGAUGGGGAAGGCUCUACGCAGGAGGCCCCCUGCCCUCCGUCCUUCAGAAGGUGGAUCUCCCAAUCGUCAGCAACGCGAAGUGCAUAGACAUGUUCCAGGAGGCUGGCUACAAGGAGCAUAUCCCAGACAUCUUCCUGUGUGCGGGAUACAAGGAGGGAAAGCAAGAUACCUGUGACGGCGACUCGGGCGGCCCUCUGGUGGUGUUCCGCGAAGGCGUGUGGACCCUCGCCGGAAUCAGCUCGUGGGGCAAAUCGUGCGCGAAAUCCAACCAGCCGGGCGUUUACACUAGAGUUUCGAAGUACAGAAACUUCGUACAGAGAAUCAUACAUUCCGCAUGACACACAAGCAUUCAAUGCUUCCUAGCUUAUCGGUUCCUGAUCUGUUUCAUAGGGACGCUCUGUAUGUUGGAAACUGAAACAGAACUUUAUUCUUAGUCGUACGUGUAUUGAACAUUAUCAACACUGCAUCAAAGAAAAUGUUAUCAACAGAAAACGAAACCCAACUCGGAGACAUGAUGUAUUUUUCACACAUUUCUUUCUGAAGAAUUGCCUUCCUCGAUUUUCUUUUUUGCUGCCAAAGAUGUGAGCCAAAGCUGAAGGGCAUUGUUGUGUUUAAGCAUUUCCUGGUUUUGUGCAAUGUUGCAUUUCUGCAUUUAUGUUACGCAUUCCUUUGUUGUGGUAAUGAUUAUGAUAAUAGUCAUUAUAACGAUAAUCUAAUGGCAAUUUUACUAUUUUUAUAACAAUUUCUGUGUUCAAUGUUAAUAUCGUUA